This is a messenger RNA of Papaver somniferum (opium poppy), 1540 nucleotides long. RefSeq lists its product as uncharacterized. The transcript is spliced from 3 exons. The record is from RefSeq and is a predicted model, not a curated record. Bases 484 to 960 code for a protein of 158 amino acids. Lineage: Eukaryota; Viridiplantae; Streptophyta; Magnoliopsida; Ranunculales; Papaveraceae.
AGUAAUUUAGUUCUACCAAAUGUGUAGCUGUCAUCUCCUUUUUUUCUUUCUCCUGAAAAAUUUGGCGACAAAGAAACCAUGGAAUAAGACCCAGAUUUCUCGCUCGUUCCUUAGCCAAAUCCCUUGAUUUCUUGUGCUUCUUAUACCUCUACUCUUUUUCUACAAGUAUGAGGUAGUUAUUUUGGGUUUUGGUUCGAGAUUGUAGAAGUAAUUUUGCUUCUACGGUUUCAGCUUUCUUCAAUUGGGAGUUCGAAUUGAAGGUGUUUUCUAUCAAGAUUUUUCAAUGGUGUUUUCAGUCGAUUGAUAGCUUAAUUAAGAAUUGAAUGCGCUUCCGACUCCUUAUUUCAAAGGAGAUUCACCAGCUAUUAAGUUAACUAAUGGUAUCUACACGGAAUAUUUACACCAAUGGAAAUACAGUCUCACUGGAAGACUUGAUCUAAGUAAGAUUAAGUUGGAAGAAGCUAGAGAUCAGUUAUUAUCUCAAUGGAAAAUUGCAGAGAUUGGGAUCCAAGAUUCAACCCGGAAAGCCAGCGUACUUCAUUAGCUAAGGUGUGGCUCAAAUUUCCAGGCUUAAGCUUGGAGUAUUGGACAGAGGAGAAUCUGCUGACAAUGGCUAAGGCCUUCGGUAAACCUAUUCAGGUAGAUAACACAACUAUUGCUAUGGAGUUUGGGUUUUUUGCUAGUGUACUAGUAGAAGUUGAUUUUUCUAAGAAGAUUCCAGAUCGAGUAUGGGUCGGUGAAGGUGGUGAUGAUAUUGAAAACGGUUUUUGGCAAGAUGCUGUGAUUCCAAAACUCCCUAAAAAAAAUUCCCAUUACAAAAUUGUGGGACAUUUGGUUUCUGAGUGCAGAGAAAAGCUAAAAGAAGUGGUUAAAGAAAAUAAGGAUGUUAUUGCUGCAGAUGACACUAUUAAGGAAGAAAAAGAAAAGAUCGAGGAAAAACAAAGAAACCUUUUAAUUUGAGGAAACUCAAGUUAUAGUUAUGAAUGUCCAUCCGGUUGUGGACGGUGCAAGCACCUCAUCUACCGAUCCUUCAAUUCCCUCUGGCUUUGAAACUCAAAAUAGGUUUCUUGGAUUGACCGAAGAAAACGAAGAGGAGGUAGCCACUUCUCAGUCAGUGGUGGAAGAUUCAGAGAUAAGCAUUACAAUGCCGUCUUCAUCCUAUCCAAUUUUAAGAUAUAAUAAGAAAUUGAGUUUAAAAUCCAAAGCAACAGGUAUGUACCCAAAUGGUACUCUAAGUACAAAAAAGAAAAAUUUAUCAAAAUCUAAAGUUCCUAACAAGGUCUCAGCGAAUAAACUUUUGGAGUAUGGUUCAUUAUGGGGUUUAGAUUUCCCCACUUUAAAGAACAAUCGUAAAGAAAUGUUUAGUGAUCUGGCGAAAAAUCAUGAUGGUUUAGUUAUAGAGGAUGUUAACGAGUCUAUUAGAUGAUAAUAGGUAUCGAUGUUCAUUUUGGCUUGCAACUUGCGUCUCGGUGUUUAGGUACCCAAAGAUGUAUCUUCUUCAGUUGGUUCACUUUGUGCACUUAAAAAUUUUGUUGAUUUA